This is a messenger RNA of Monoraphidium neglectum, 507 nucleotides long. RefSeq lists its product as hypothetical. The record is from RefSeq and is a predicted model, not a curated record. The transcript is spliced from 3 exons. The coding region runs from base 1 to 507 and encodes 168 amino acids. Lineage: Eukaryota; Viridiplantae; Chlorophyta; Chlorophyceae; Sphaeropleales; Selenastraceae.
AUGAGAUCGGGGCUCGGCGGCGCCGCUGACACCGAUCAGCUGCUCUCGCACCUCUUGGCGCUGCGCGCGCUCGUGCCCGACGUCGAGACGCGCAUUGGCAAGGCGGACCCCUCAAGCGUUUGGCGCGACAUAGAGUCCGCGAAGCAGCUGGGCGCCGACACCCAGGAGCUGACGGCGGCGGUGUCAGACCUGCUGGGCGCGUACCGCGAGUGGCACUCAGGGCGCGCGCGCGCCGCGGCGUCCAACCAGGACUACCUCAAUCGCACCAUAGACCAGGCCGAGGCAAAAGCAGCAAAGGCCCUCCGCCACCUGCGCCUGCAGCUGCAGCGCCUGCGCGCGCUCAACGCUGCGCUGCGCGACGCCGCAGCGCUGCCCGCGCUGCUGCUCGAGGUGUCGGAGCGCUCGGCCGCGCUGCGGGCGCGGUGCGGCGCGCUGAGCGCCGCGGCGGCGCGCGCGGAGGAGGCGGCGGCAGCGGCGGCGCCGCCGCCGGGCAGGCGGCCGGGCUAG